Molecule: messenger RNA, 2185 nt
Organism: Trachymyrmex septentrionalis
Lineage: Eukaryota; Metazoa; Arthropoda; Insecta; Hymenoptera; Formicidae
Gene: SPARC
Product: SPARC
Exons: 6
Coding region: 179-1297 (372 amino acids)
Biological process (GO): anatomical structure development
Molecular function (GO): calcium ion binding; collagen binding; extracellular matrix binding
Source: RefSeq, a predicted model, not a curated record
GUGUCGUCAACCCUUCGGGGGUGCCAAUGUCGAAAUUCGCCGAGACGAAUGAGAACGUUUGAGAUAUCGUCGAGGUGAUCGGUUGCGUGCAUUGCGUAAGAAUGUGACUGCGGGCAUACGCGUACGCGUACGACGGAAAGAUCAGAUGAGGGUGUAGGAAGAGAGAAAAACGCAAGAGAUGAGAUCAUCUCUCCUCUCUGGCCGCCGCGCGUUCCGCUCGGCGCGGCAUGGCACCGCGCCGCAAUGUGCCUCGCGAACGCAGUCUGUACCGGUCCAGCGACUGAUUUGGAGGGCUGUUCUUUUCUUAAUCUUUCUUGCUGAAGAAGAGAACGACAGAAGCGAUUUGCGAAGAAAGCCAACGCGAGAAAUCGCAAUGUCGACAAAGCUGCAGCUGCUGUUGGUCGCGUUGCUGGUGGCGGUUCUAUUAGUGGACGUGUCAUCUGCUCAGCGCAGACGAAAAUAUCGGCGUCGCACGACCACGACAGAGGCACCCGUGCAAGAUGAGAUCAUGAACAUGCUGGAGGCUGACGAAAUAGCCGAGGAGGCGGCGACGGCGGAGGAGGCUGAGGUCAUUCUUGAAAAUGGCAGAAACGAGGUUGGAUCGAAGCAGCAGCGUUUGCUCGAGGACCCGUGCAUGGACAAGCAUUGCGGCGCUGGUCGUGUUUGCAAGAAUACGGAGGAGGGCACGGCCGAGUGCGUUUGCGUGGAGCUCUGCAACCAGGAGGUCGAUCCGCGUCGCAAGGUCUGCACCAACUACAAUGAGACCUUGGGCAGUGACUGUGAGGUCUAUCAGGCGCGUUGCUUCUGCGACACCGGUGACGCCAGGUGCAGAGGUCCCGACUAUCAACAUGUCCACAUCGUAUACUAUGGCGAGUGCCGACAGAUGCCUAUGUGCAAGGAAGAGGACAUGGCCGACUUUCCCAGACGAAUGCGCGACUGGCUAUUCAACAUCAUGCGCGAUUUGGCAGACCGUCAAGAGUUGUCAUCGCAUUAUCUGAAGAUGCAACGCGAAGCUGAGACCAAUCACACUUUACGCUGGACGAACGCAGCUAUUUGGAAGUGGUGCGACCUGGACGGCCACCCACAUGACCGAACGGUAUCUAGGCACGAGCUCUUCCCGAUUAAGGCGCCCUUGAUGGCCCUCGAACACUGCAUCGCGCCCUUCCUCGAUUCCUGUGACAUCAAUAACGAUCACAAAAUCACGCUGGUUGAAUGGGGCAAAUGCCUGCAACUCGACGAGGACGACAUAGAAGAAAAAUGCGACGAGCUAGCGGAGGCAAACCAGGAGCAAUACUAGAGAAUUCGAGCCGGAACCUGAAGCUGACUUCGUCGCACCGUUGUGACAGCAAAAUUAUUGUUUAAGCUAUUAUUGUUAAGAAUUGUUGAUGAGAGAUAUAUACUUUCAAUUAGUUCUUAAAAAUUUAAAUCACAUGACAUCUUGCUGCCGCAACGUACUGCGCUUGAAAAGUCCAGAAAAGUCAGCAUAAAAAGGACAACAUUAGCGCGAGCGAUGCGGGACGGGACGCGAGGGGAGGCGAGGCGAGCACAAUAGCGGAUGGUGUGGUACGGCGAGCGGGAUUCGGGAAUAGUCGGGGAGGACGCGAAGGACGCAGAUGACGCGCAGGGAAGGGUAGGGCAGAGGAAUGGCGAGAGACUGGAUGAGAGACGGCGGCUGAGUAAAAAUGGCGGGAAAAAUCCUCGCCAAUGCGCGCGCGCAUGGACGCGCCAACGCGCAGGUCCCGCGCGCAUCGACGAGUCGAUACCGCGCGGACGAGAGAGACAUCGUCGUCGAUGCUGAUGCGGCACCCGAGGCCUGCCAACCGACAAUUAACCGACAUCAAACAAUUCGACGCCUCAAUAAUACUGGCGUAGUCAUCAUCGUCCGAGACGAUGGAAUUCGCGAUCACAAGCCGAUCACGGUCCGAUCCGACAGGGAGAAAUUCGAAUUUUCGCGUAAUCGAACGCCCUCGCUCGUCGAUCUUCUUCGAUACUUGGAAUCACAUGAUGCAAUUAAUUCGAAUUUAAGCGUCAACUGAAUGCGAUACGUGAUUCACGAGUAAACGUAGAAAAUUUCCGCUCGGAAGCAAACAGAGGAAUCUAUGGGAAAUUAUUACGAAAGCAAUUUCUAUUACGAGCAUCAUUCGGAUGAUUUGAAUUCGAAUAAUACAAAAGCGUAUUUCAAUUA